Molecule: messenger RNA, 4742 nt
Organism: Planococcus citri (citrus mealybug)
Lineage: Eukaryota; Metazoa; Arthropoda; Insecta; Hemiptera; Pseudococcidae
Gene: dlp
Product: dally-like
Exons: 8
Coding region: 536-2557 (673 amino acids)
Biological process (GO): regulation of protein localization to membrane; regulation of signal transduction; cell migration
Cellular component (GO): cell surface; synapse; plasma membrane
Source: RefSeq, a predicted model, not a curated record
UUCAUCCUCUUCAUAGAAAACAACAACUCGUAAAUUAAAAAAAAAAAACAAAAAUAAAAAACUAGAAAAAUAUUCAAACCUCAAAAUAAAUUCCCCAUUGGUCGGACCAAAAAAUAAAAAAAAAUAAUGACCAGAGAAUUCGGCGUUUUUACGCACGUCAACACUGGUAAAGUAAACAAAGCGGGUUCAAAUUGAAACGCUCCGUGUGUUAGGACGGGAACCCAAAGUGUGAGUCAAACACCGAGUUCAGUUGGUAUAUUUAUCCCAAAGAACGCGUAUGUCGAUGUCCGGCUGGUUUCGAUAAAAAUAAGUAAUUGAACACGAGUAUUUUUAUUCGUUUUAUUUUAUCGUUGUUUGCCUUUUUUUUACCGAAUAUUUUUCGUAUACAGAAAAAUCGUUCGGCUAUAUUUAAUUCGUUUAAUGAAUUCGAAUAGUACAUGUGGAUAAAUUUUAAUUCGUCUGUUUUGCGGUGUUUUUCGGUUUAUUCGCACGUUGCGGUGUUGUUACGAUUUUUGUUGUUGUUUGAUCGAUCAAAAUGUCGCGAUUUCGAGAUGUGAUUGUUAUUUUAUGUUUAGUUUUAAAAACGAAUUUUUUCAUAUCGUGUAUUAGUGCUAACGAAGAUUGUACAGCGUUUACCAAUUUCUAUCAGGAUCGUAUUGCUGCCAAUAUUGUGCCAUCGAGUCCUCAAUAUGGCACGUCGUUGAAAUAUUGCCCAACGAGCGAGAAAACUUGUUGCACAUCGGAUGUAGAAGAGAAAUUAAAAGAUCUGAGUAAAUUGAAUUACGAAAAAGCUGUCAGAAAAGAACUACAAACUUUGAGCAGAAUAUUGAAAUCGAAAUCUACCAAAUUUAAUGAAUAUUUCAAGGACUUACUCACCAAGUCGAAAAAAGAUCUCCACGAGAUGUUCAAGAAAACCUAUGGCAUGGUGUACGAGCAAAAUUCGUACGUGUUUAGUGAUUUCUUCGCCGAACUGGAACGAUACUACACGAAUGGCAAAUCAAAUUUAGGAGACGUGAUGGAAACAUUUUUCAAUAUUUUAUACCAAAAGAUGUUCACCGUUUUAAAUACUCAAUACAAAUUUGAUGACAAAUACUUGGGAUGCAUUAGCGAGCAUAUGAACGAAUUAGAGCCAUUUGGAGAUGUACCGCAGAAAUUCUCGAAUCCUUUGAAACGCUCUUUUGUAGCUGCCAGAACGUAUUCGCAAUCUUUGAACGUAGUUGGAGAUAUUGUAUCGAAUCUCAUUUAUCUGGUACCGACGGAUAGUUGUUUAAACGCUAUUACCAAAAUGUUACAUUGCUCUUCGUGUAAAGGCUUAAAUGGCGCUAAAGUUUGCACGGACUUUUGUCUCAACGUAAUGAAAGGAUGCCUCGGAUUUUAUACGGAAAUUGAUAACGAAUGGAGCGCCUUCGUAGAUGCGAUGAGUAAAGUGGAGCAAAGGCUAUCUCGCUCGUAUAACAUAGAACAAGUCGUCGAACCGAUUAACGUCAAGAUAUCCGAAGCUAUUAUGAAUUUUCAAGAAAACGCUAAUGCCGUUACGUCUAAAGUAUUUAACGGAUGCGGUAAACCACCUUUAAAUUCUAGUCGUAGACGUAGAAGAAGACGACAAGCGACCGGGUUCUCCGAAUCGGACGAAUUCGAAGAACAUGACAAUCGACAACCUAAUUCAAAAUCAGAAAGGAGACGUAAAGAAAACAAUCGUAAUAGAAACGACAAAAAUCGACGUAAAAAUAAAGACAGUUAUGAUCUGGACGAAGACCGAAAUAAUCCUGCGGAUGGAUUCUUGAAGUUCAUUCAAGAAAUAGGUACUCAGGUUCUGGGCACCAAGUAUUUCUGGAAAAGGUUACCCUAUCAUGUGUGCAACGAUGAAAUGCAAGUGGAGAGCAACAAAACAGCUGCUUGUUGGAAUGGAAAAUCUAUGGGACGCUACGAAUCACCUCUGGUAAGUGACGGUCUCAAGAACCAGCAAUCGAACCCAGAAGUCACAGUAGACCCAAAAAGUCACGCUCACUUCCUCAGUGACCAAAUCCUAGCCCUCAAGUCAGUCUCUACUCAGCUACGAAACGCGUACAAUGGCUACGACGUCGAAUGGAUCGACAGCGAAGAAGCCUUCGACGUCGGAAGUGGCUCAGGCAUGGGACCUGAUCGCGACAACGGUGGAAUCGACUCCGGCUUCGAAGGAUCCGGUGACUCGUUACCUCCUGUGAUAUUCAGCGGUAAACCAGAAACACCGACGGUGAAAACUGACGAUAGCAGUAGUCCUAGCACAUCAACGAAUACCUCCAGUAGUACAGAUGUGCUGACGUCUUCGACGACAGCAACUGUCGACGUACGAGUACUCGUCGAAUCCAGCACAUCUUUCACAGAUACGUCGCUGGAUAGCAGUACUAUUAGAAUUAGCACUAGUACCGUGUCCAGUACAACGAAUAAUACCAGCAGCGGUACCAGCAUAAGAUAUCAGAAGAUAUCGUUGAAUAAAGCCAUCGCGUCUUAUUUGUUACCGACUGUUGUUAUGUGGAUGGGUGGAAGCUUCAACGAUUGGUUUAACUCGUUGGUUUGAUUAUUGUGAUUUUUUUUUUUUUUUGAAAAUUUUUGUUGAUUCGUUGUAUCUCUAUUUGAUCGUUACUGUUUUUUCUUACGUCUUCUCGGCUGUGCCGACGAUGAUGACGAUGUGGAAAAUACGUAUAACAUUCGAAUGCAUUUUUCUCCUUCUUUUUUCUCUAUUAUUUAUUUACCAUGAACGUAGCGAUGCACUAGUUCCUUGAGGUCAAGCGUAUACUAGGUACCGUCUCGAAUCUAUUCUCCUAAGUGGAGAUUUUGUUGCAGUUUUUCUAUUAUUAUUUUUUUAUUUAUUAUUAUUUUUUUUUAAUUGACGUAAUUUGUACUGUUGUGUGAUUUAUUUCGUUAAGGUAAUUUUUACAGUAACCUAAUUUCCUCUGAUACCGUGUAUUCCAUAGCUGGUGCUUAGCGGCUUAACGAAAGACUGAUUUAGACCAAUAAUCAAUAAUCAUCGGAGUAAUGGAUGCGGCCAGUGCGGAAAAAAGAGAAAAAAAAGCUAAAAAUUUCGAUUAAUACUCUAAAUUUUUAAAAAAUCCUAUAGAUUAAAUUAUUCUAUCUUCCUCUAGCUUGUGAUAGAUAGUCUUUAAAUUCUCUCAAAAAAGUCCCUAGUAAAUUGAAACGCAGGCCAUAUGUGAAAUGGAACUUUAGGAACCUUGAUCUUGGAAGCAUUCCGUCCUAAAAAUAAAAAUAGCGCAUCUAUUAAAUACCGUUCAUAUUUUUUAAAAACUUGUUUGAGGGCUUCAGUUACUGAAACUUGAUUUUCUCAAUUUUGAAAAAAUAAGUCGAAUGAUGAUUUUUUUUUGUAAAAGUGAGAUUCCAAUGACCAUCAUUUGCCAUUCAGUCAAAUUAUUUUUUCUAAAAACUGAAAUUUGGUUGUUGAAAUCAAUAAAAUAGAAUCCACGUAUGGUAAAAAUUACUUCCAAAAAAAAAAAAAAAAUAGAUAGGUAGGUACGUUAAUCUUGAAAAAAAAUUAUAAAAAGCUCUUUAUACAAAAAAUGUAUUACCAGAUUCGUGCUUCAAAAACAUUUUCUCAUCUUAUUGUUAUUUUUUCUGCUUACUAACUAGGAAUCUAAUUGAACUAUUCAAUUUCUUAUCUUGCUUAAAAUUCCAAUUUCUCUGUUUUCUCUUUUUUUUUUUUUUUUUUUUUCAAGUACCUACCUAAUUUUUAUUACAGUUGAUGCAUUUUUCAUUUUCGUCUUUUCAUGUCUCAUGCUCAUGCCAUCAUAAUAUUCCUCCAUUAAAUUAAAAUUUGAUUUGAUUUCAUAAUUACUCAUACGCUUCGAAAAAAAAUCUCAUUCUACAGCAUUAAUUUGAAUCAUAAUUCACCACUGUGAAUAACCAUUAAGUACACUAAGCUGGGAUUACACGUCGUAAUGAUCUUCUAAUUAUUGAUAAGUUUUUAACAAAAUGUUAUCGAAUGUUAAUUUUUUUUUUUUUUUUGUUCAUACAAAAUGGUCUCGAAUGUAUCCGAUGUUAUCGUAUUAAUAUCAAAUAUCGUGCCAUUUACAUUGGAGACAUAAUUAUUAAAUAAAUUCGUAUUUUUUUUUUCUAUCUGAAUAGAAAUUCUAGUCUAAUUAAAAUAUUACAUUAUGUAUCGUUCGAUUACGUUGAUUUAGUUCGAUAUUUAUAGCUUGAAUGUUGAAAUACAAAGAAGUUACACUUCAUAUUUUGUAUGAAAAUAGAAAAAUAUCGAAAUACGUCCGCGAUUUUCUCUCCUAUAUAUUUUCGUAAUAUUUUCACGCGUUCGAAGUAUGUAAUUAUAGAAACAGUUUCCAAAACUGUGUAACUUUUGUUGUUUUUUUUUUUUUUUUGAAAUCUUUAUUUUUGCGUGUAAUAAUACUUCGUGUAAUUUACUUAUAGUGAAUUUUUCGUUGUAAAUAAUCUAUGGUUAUGUUACCAUUAAAUGAACUAUAUGAUGUUUUUUGUAAAGUAAAUUUGAUUAAAUUUAUACGCAAAUUUUAUGAUUUGUCUAUUGUAUAGAUGUGUAUAAAAACAGCGGAUAUUCCAAGUUUUACAUCAUCGACAUUCUUAUAUGAUUGUUUUGUUUUUGUACCAGUUUUUUGUACACUUUUUUGCCUUUUAUAUUAUCUAUAUUCAAUAUGUAUAAUUUUUAUACCGAAUUUCGUUUCACAUUGUGAUAUUAUUUAUACGUAAUUAAUCUUGUAAAUAAAAAUUUGUACCUAUUA